AUUCUCCUAAAUUGCCAUUCAGAAGAGCAGUUGUCCAAGAAAUAUGCUGCUAAUGUUGAUUUCUUACAUUGUGACAUAAUGAGAAUGGCCGCAAACAUUCAGAUCAGCUUGAGAUACCCAUUCCCCAUUUAUUGACUUUUUUCCCCUUUUUUUUCCUAACAUGCAAAAUGUGUGAGUUGCUGCAUGGAAGAGUUCAGUAUUAUUGUUUUCCAUUGUUUCUCGGAUAUGCAUUUUAUUUUGUUGGGAUGACUUGAGCUCGAGUACUAGGCUACAUUGUAAAUUACCCCUCGGUGAAGUGGCUAACUUAAGCAUUCUAAGUGUUUAUCUGUAUCAUGAUUACGAUAAAUGUUACGCAACAACUUGAAUGUUAAAUUAUAUUAUUUGGUUUGUUUAAAAAUACUUGAAAUAUGACCCCCCCCAACAACACAUUAAAAGCUGGAGGUUUUUUGUUAACUUUUAGAAGAGGCGGAGCAUCAGACGGGUUGCCUCCCACAGUGGACCAAUGUUCCAGCCAUAGAUAUGGGAUUUCUGAAACUAGCUGAGUGUUGUUCCGUAGCACAUGCACAGAAGUUAUGGGGUUUUAGCUAUUGGGGAGACGUGUCCAGAACAGAAUAAAACGUGCUCCCUUGCCACAUUGAAAAGGGUUAGAUUAAUAGCCCCAAGUGAUCAUUCUGAGAAGACCAUUAUCUCUGGUUGUAAUGAAAAGAAACUUCAGCACGCUGAUGAUCUUAAUGCGACACAGAUUAAGGAUUUUACACCAAUUUGACCCUUCAUCAGAAUUUAUUUUCUGGUUGUGAGUCAAUGUUGAUUUCUUACAUUGUGACAAGAAUGACAUGAGAAUGGCCACAAGCCGUUCAGAUCAGCUAUUUAUGGAAUAUCAGUUAUUGAUGGAAUUAUCGACCGAUAUAGCGUUAAAAAUGCCGAUAUAGCAGUUAUUGGUGGAAUUAUCGACCGAUAUAGCGUUAAAAAUGCCGAUAUAGCAGUUAUUGGUGGAAUUAUCGACCGAUAUAGCGUUAAAAAUGCCGAUAUAGCAGUUACUGGUGGAAUUAUCGACCGAUAUAGCGUUAAAAAUGCCGAUAUAGGCCGAUUGUCUGUGAUGCGAUGUAUUGGUCAGGUUCUAAUUGAAACUUCUGACAGACCUCAUAUCAUGGGGAUUAAGAGACUUUGUAUUUGAGCCGAACACUGCACCUUGCCAUCAAUAACCUGCAGUAUACUGCGUUUACACUACACUAUAUGCACUGUAUAUAUUUGUUAAGGCAGCAUCCUUUCCUCUGCAUAUCCCCUCUGUAAAUUGUAUAUCCUCACUAAAUCAUCUUCUACUCCAGAAUGUUAUGUUUACUGUAAGUAUGUUGACUGUCUGUAUUCUGUUAGUACACUGUCUAUUGCUGGCAGCGCCUACUCACCAAGUCAAUGAACUGUACUUGACGAAUAGGGAUUCUGAUGCCCUCUGCUGGCCAGACACUGAUUUUAUGGAUCACUCUCAGAUCCAGGCCAAAAGCCAAGUUUCGAAUUCAGUGGAAGCCACACCUACUGCUCAGAACAAACCAUUAAACCGGGAAACAAGUACCUCUCUCUGACUCUGCUGCUCAGUCUGAUAGGGUGUGUUUCACCAUGGCAGAAGCUGUUUUUGAUAAGGAUUUGAUUACCUGUUCAAUCUGUCUGGAUCCACUGAAGGAUCCAGUGACUACUGCCUGUGGACACAGUUACUGUAUGGGCUGCAUUAAAGAAAGCUGGGAUCAGGAUGAUGGGAAAGGUGUCUACAGCUGUCCCCAGUGCAGGCAGACCUUCACCCCAAGACCUGUUCUGGGGAAAAAUACUCUACUGAACGAAUUGGUGGAGAAACUGAAGAUGACAGGACUCCAAGCUACUCCUCCUGCUUACUGUUAUGCUGGACCUUUACAUGUGGGGUGUGACAUCUGCGCUGGGAGAAAACUCAAAGCUGUCAAGUCCUGUCUGCUGUGUCUUGCCUCUUACUGUGCGACUCACCUAAAACUUCACAAUGACCUCAACCAAGGAAAAAAACACAAGUUGAUUGAUGCCACUAGACUACAGGAGAAGAUUUGCACUCGCCAUGACAAACUGCUGGAGGUUUACUGUCGUACCGAUCAGCAAUGUAUCUGUCUGCUGUGUGUGAUUGAUGAUCAUAAAGGCCAUGAUAUAGUCGCCGCUGCAGAAGAAAGGACUGAAAAACAGAAGCAGUUGGUGGGAAAUAAUCUGAAAUCUCAGCAGAGAAUCCAGGAGAGAGAGAAGGAGAUGCAGGAGCUGAGACAGGCUGUGGACUCUCUGAAGCGCUCUGCACAAGCUGAAUUGUUUGACAGCGAGAGGACCUUGACUGAGCUCAUCCACUCCGUUGAGAAAAGGCGCUCUGAGGUGAAGGAGCUGAUCAGUGCCCAAGAGAAGGCUCAAGUGAGUCGAGCUAAAAGGCAUCUGAAGCAACUGGAGCAAGAGGUCGCUGGACUGAGGAGGAGAGAUGCUGAGCUAAAGUACCUGUCACAAACAGAAGAUCAUAUCCAUUUCCUCCAGCAUUUCCAGUCUCUCUGUGUCCCUCUUGGAUCUGAGGGCACACCCAGCAUCAUUGUCACCUUUGAGCACGUGAAGAAAUUUGUCACUGAACUGAAAGAGCGACUACAAGACAUCUGCAAGGAGGAAAUGGACAGAAUAUACGGGAAAGUGACUAAAGUUCCAAACAUUUGCCCUUCUGAGCCCAAGACCAGAGAGGAGUUCUUAGAAUACUGCUGCCCGCUGACAUUGGAUCCCAACACAGCAAAUCAACUCCUGUGUCUGUCUGAGGGGAACAGAAAGGUGACCAGGAGUCAUAAGAUCCAGACCUAUCCCAACCAUGAACAUAGAUUUAGCCACUGGAAACAGGUGUUGUGUAAAGAGGGUGUCUGGAGUGUGUCUGAACCCUGCUACUGGGAGGUAGAGUGGACCGGGGUGGAGGUUGAUGUAGCCGUCUCAUAUAAAGGGAUCAGCAGGAGAGGAAGUGGUCAUGAGUGUUGGUUUGGUGCUAAUGACCAGUCCUGGAGGUUGUACUGCUCUGCAUCUAGAUGCUGUUUCUACCAUAAUGGUAGAGAGACCCCUAUCCCUGCCAUCCGCUCAGACUCCAGAGUCGGAGUGUACCUGGACCACAGGGCAGGAACUCUGUCCUUUUACAGCGUGACUGUCUCAGACACCAUGACCCUCCUCCACGGAGUCAAGACCACGUUCACUCGGCCCCUCUACCCUGGGUUUGGGGUUGGUUCAUCUGUGAGGAUACUGACACCAUUUUUGAGUAGUAACUGACUUUAUGUACGGUGUAAAAUAUGAACGUAGAUUACAGUACUUCCCUAUGGAACGACUGUGCAAAUAGAAAAGUAUCAGGAACACAUUGUAAAGUGGGAUGGUUAUUUGUGUACUUUUUGGAAACUUUGAAAAAGCCGUGUUGAUUGUCAUCAAUCAUACUCCCUGUGUGUACAGCGAACAAUAAGUUCAGCUGCUGUUCAACAUAUUCAAUGCCAACCAAAAGACAAUGUGUUUAGACUUUGCGAUGUAAGUAGGUUAGUAUACCGGUCACUUUGUACUUUUCUAGCCAUAACUCUGCCUUACCAUAUAGUAAUGUAUGUAUACCAGGCACUACUCUAUAUUAGUUCAUUAAAAGUGAGUGAUUUGUU
This is a messenger RNA of Oncorhynchus tshawytscha (Chinook salmon), 3650 nucleotides long. RefSeq names its product tripartite motif-containing protein 16. Gene Ontology annotation, molecular function: protein-folding chaperone binding; zinc ion binding. The record is from RefSeq and is a predicted model, not a curated record. Lineage: Eukaryota; Metazoa; Chordata; Actinopteri; Salmoniformes; Salmonidae. The transcript is spliced from 6 exons. The coding region runs from base 1612 to 3282 and encodes 556 amino acids.